AUGGGGGGGGACGACGACGCCGUUUCGGGCCCUUGUAUUCUCUUCCAACAGUUUUCUGGGACUCUCUCACCGUCUCUCUCUCUGACAGUGGUUAACUUUACAGGGGUACGAGAAACGAGGACGACUGGUCGUACCAACGCAACCUUCUCCGCGCGUCGUUUGAAAUUUGUAAGGACGACUCGUCGUUUGGAUCUAGCGGCAGCUGAUGGAAGUCCGUUGCUGCAACGCGCCAAGGCUGGCAGUUGA
Molecule: messenger RNA, 246 nt
Organism: Prunus armeniaca (apricot)
Lineage: Eukaryota; Viridiplantae; Streptophyta; Magnoliopsida; Rosales; Rosaceae
Source: the annotation of a GenBank genome assembly